This is a messenger RNA of Cephus cinctus (wheat stem sawfly), 1066 nucleotides long. RefSeq lists its product as uncharacterized. The transcript is spliced from 4 exons. Lineage: Eukaryota; Metazoa; Arthropoda; Insecta; Hymenoptera; Cephidae. The record is from RefSeq and is a predicted model, not a curated record. The coding region runs from base 658 to 1065 and encodes 135 amino acids.
CCACGAUUCACUUUCCGAAAAUUAUAUAAAAACCUUAGUUUCCAAAUGUCUAAAAUAUAUGAAAAUAACAAUAAGUAGAAUUUACUAAUAGAUCAGACAGCUUUUAUAUAAAUUUAGAAAACAAUACGAAUAUUUAGAAUUUAGAAUUUAUUAUGCUCAAACAUCUUACUACGCUACUGAUUAGAAAGAGACAAGGCUUGGCCGCCAUCAGUCGCUAUCUCUUUCUUCCAGCUGACCAUGUUUUCCAUGGGUUUACUAAAUUUAUGAUCAACCAGAAGAAAAUCGCAAAAAAAUAAUUGAUAAUUGGAUUUAUACUAUAUUCAUGUCAUUUGGUUUUUUUGAUUUCUAUUUAAAAAUUCAAAAUUUGUGUAAAAAUACUUUUAGUAUAUUUUGUGUUCAACGUAUUAAGCAAUAUUUUAUUAUUCAAAGACGAAACUUCUAUGAAUCAUUCUGUUUAAUGAAAAAAUGUGCUGGAUCCUUUUCCCUGUAUAAGAGUUUUCUUUGAACGUGUGUUAACCUUGUAAUCAAUUUUAUAUACCACGGGUUGAAGAUACUAUUUUUGAAGAAUAUUUAUUUGAAAUAUAAAUCAGUGAGGAAGAAGAAACAAAUAAUUCCACCGAUUUAUAUAUUUUAUAAAAUACUUGACACUGAAUUACAAUGAACGAUAGUACCGACGACUGGGAAAAAAUACAGUUUGUCAUUGCCAUUAUGACUAGAGAUUUCGUCACAGCUAUGGAAAUAGGACGCUCCAUUCUCGCCAAAGAGCCAAGUAAUACGAAUAUUCGCGAGUACUUGACUAUCAUUGAGAAAAUUGAUAUCGAUAGUGAAACUGAUUCCUGUGUUGAUACAGAUAACGAAGAUAUUGAUAUAAUUACAGUAUGCGAUAAAAGCGAAAAAGAUCCAAGUACAGAGAACCUUAUCCAAGGUCAUUCAAAGAUAUCAUCAUCAUUUAAAAUUGUUGGCCCAUCCGUUGAUAUUGAUUAUUUGUCAUUGAGAAAUUCAAAUAAAAUCGAUGGAAAGAUGUAUAGAGUACUACCAAUAAAGUUUUGUAGAAAAAUUGAUUAAA